CCCCAUUUGCGCCCAGCAGGGGUGCUGAGGCUCCAGACUGGGAUUGGAGGAGCUGUACUGGGAGCGCACUGGUCCAUACUGGGUCUGCAGCAUGGCUCUGCCACCUGCCCUGGCCACAGCCUCAUCUUUCCUGCUGCUGCUGCUCCUGGACGCGGUGCUGGUGACCGCGGUGGCCUCGGUGGCCCCGGUGCUGCCGCUGUGGCCACUGGUGGCCGUGUGGCUGGAGGCCGGGCUGCGGGCGCUGGCACUGACCACAGCCACACAGACCCUGGCCCUGCGGUGCCCCCGCGGUGCUGCCAUCACCAUCGGCCUCAGCCCGGCCGCCUUCAGCACCCUCCAGAGCCUCCUGGGGCCACCGCGCUCUGCACCGCCCCUCUUGGCCAUGGCCAACCCAUGGUGGCUGGUGGUGACCCACGGCGCGGCCGCGGUGGCCACGGUGGCCUGGGAUGUGCCGGUACCGGGGGGUUCCGAUGCAGCCCAGGCCGCGGUGGCCGUGCGGCAGCUCCUGGCCUUGGCACGGGGAGAGUGGUGCCUGUUCGGUGCUGCCUUCGUGGCCUUGGCGUUGGCCGUGGUGGGGGAGGUGGCUGGGCCCUACUGCACCGGGAAGGCUUUGGAGGCCAUCAGGAGCGGGGAUGGAAUCAGCGGUGUUGCGCUCGGCACGGUGCUGGCUGCGGAGCUGGGCAGCUCCUUCUUUGCCGGCUGCCGUGGUGGCCUCUUCCUCUUGGCCCAAGCCCGCCUCAAGCUGACAGCUUCCACCCGGCUCUUCUCCCACCUGCUCCACCGGGAUCUCACCUUCUUCCAGAAGACUCCAGCAGCCAAGCUCUGUGCCCAGUUAUCCAGUGAGGUACCACUGCUCUGUGGGGCCGUGCCCAAGAGCUCCAACGUGGCCUUGAGGAGCCUGGGCCUGGUCUUGGGCUUGGGGGGCUUCAUGGUGCUGCUGUCACCGGAGCUGGCGCUGCUGGCGGCGCUGAAGGUGCCCAUCACCAUCGUCACCAGGAAGGUCUAUGAUGGGCGCUACCAGGUGCUGCAGCGCGCGGUGCUGGAUGCCACGGCUGCCAGGUCCGCGGUGGUGCAGGACACGGUGGCUUCCAUGGACACGGUGCGGGCCUGCGCCGGGGAGGAGGAGGAGGAGCAGCGGCACUGCAGGGCCGUGACCGAGCUGCUGAGGCUGAAGCAGCGCUUGCAGCUGGAGGAGAUGCUCUACACCCUGCUCCAGCGGGUGCUGCGCCUGGCGCUGCAGGUCCUGGUGCUGUUCCGAGGGUACCAGCUGCUCCGGGAUGGCUCCUGCAGCGCCGGGGAUCUCAGCACCUUCCUGCUCUACCAGGCCAGGUUUGGGAGCCAUGUGGAGGCUCUCCUCAGCAGCCACGGCGACCUCCUGGCCAAAGCCACCUCCAGCCACCGCCUCUUGGCCAACCUCCAGCACGUCCCCACCAGUGGCACCAGUGGCACCAGUGGCACCCUGCGCCUGGCCCCCCUCCGCGGCCACGUCACCUUCCACCGCGUCACCUUCGCCUACCCCACUCGCCCCGAGUGCCUCGUCCUGCAGGACAUCACCUUCGAGGUGCUCCCCAAUGAGGUGACGGCGCUGGUGGGAGCCAACGGCAGUGGGAAGAGCUCUUGUGCCGCGCUGCUCAAGGGGUUCUAUGAGCCCCAGAGCGGGGAGGUGCUGCUGGAUGGGGUCCCCUUGAGGGACUACGAGCACCGGUACCUGCACCAGGAGGUGGUGCUGGUGGAGCAGGAGCCCAUCCUGUUCUCCGGAACCAUCCGAGACAACAUCACCCUGGGGCUGGAGGGCGCUGGGGAGCAGGAGGUGAAGGCGGCCGCCGCAUUGGCCGGAGCUUGGGGCUUCAUCAGUGACCUGGAGCAAGGGCUGGACACUGAUGUGGGGCACAAAGGGGCACAGCUCUCAGUGGGGCAGAGGCAGCGUGUGGCCAUAGCACGGGCUCUACUGCGCCGACCGACCCUCCUCAUCCUCGAUGAGCCCACCAGUGCCCUGGAGGGAGGCGAGGAGCUGGAGCCAUGGCGCUGGGUGCAACUGGGGGUCACCAGGACGCUGCUGCUCAUCACCCACUGCCCACGGCUCGUGGCUGGGGCUGACCGCACCGUGGGGCUGGGCCCGGCUAUGGGGCUGAUCCGUGGGGCAGUGAGGACACGGAGCCGGGUCCCUGCUAUGGGAUGGGGACAAGGGGAGCAUCCGGAUGCUGCCAGCAAUGGGGAGCAGUGA
This is a messenger RNA of Neopsephotus bourkii (Bourke's parrot), 2224 nucleotides long. RefSeq names its product transporter 2, ATP binding cassette subfamily B member (gene TAP2). The coding region runs from base 92 to 2224 and encodes 710 amino acids. The transcript has 11 exons. NCBI's taxonomy places the organism in Eukaryota, Metazoa, Chordata, Aves, Psittaciformes, Psittacidae. Gene Ontology annotation, biological process: transmembrane transport. The record is from RefSeq and is a predicted model, not a curated record. Gene Ontology annotation, cellular component: membrane. Gene Ontology annotation, molecular function: ATP hydrolysis activity; ATP binding; ABC-type oligopeptide transporter activity.